Molecule: messenger RNA, 1584 nt
Organism: Lasiodiplodia theobromae
Lineage: Eukaryota; Fungi; Ascomycota; Dothideomycetes; Botryosphaeriales; Botryosphaeriaceae
Product: Multicopper like protein
Exons: 10
Coding region: 1-1584 (527 amino acids)
Molecular function (GO): oxidoreductase activity; copper ion binding
Source: RefSeq, a predicted model, not a curated record
AUGGGUUUCUUCAGGAACUGUUGGGAGAUGCUUUUACAUCUCCCGUUCUUUGCUCCGUUGGACACUGGCUUUGAGCGGGAUGGCUCGCAGCUUCCGCUCUCCUCCGGUCCGAGCGGUGGCGUUGUCAUAGCCCCGGAAAAUGCUUCGCCUGGCUUCACUUGUUCUUACCCAAACAUGGACGGCUGGGAGAGCUGCAAUACCCCUGACGACAGAAGCUGUUGGCUAAGAGACGCCAGAGCUAGUCAGCCCUUUUUCUCCCAGUACGACAUUCACACAGACUACGAGACUGUUUGGCCAACGGGUGUGACCAGAGAGUAUUGGAUCAAUGUCAAAGAACAAGUGCUCUUCCCCGAUGGGUACUCCAAGCCAUAUGGCAAAGUGGUCAAUGAUACCUUUCCCGGUCCCCUGAUUGAGGCUUGCUGGGGCGACGAAGUUGUCGUACACGUGACGAACUACCUUCAGUUGAAUGGCUCUACGAUCCAUUGGCAUGGCGUGAGACAGUUGGGCAGUAACGAGAUGGAUGGAGUAAAUGGAAUAACGCAAUGUCCCAUUGCAUAUGGCGACACGUUCACUUAUCGCUUCAAGGUUACACAGUAUGGAACCACGUUUGGGUCGGCGUUUAUCUUCAGCAUAGACGGACACAAAAUGAAGGUCAUAUCUACGGACUUCGUCCCCAUAGAGCCCUACGAGACGAAUGCAGUCCUUGUCAAUAUAGGCCAGCGCUAUAAUAUCAUUAUCGAAGCAAAUGCUGCGCCAGGUGACUACUGGAUCCGCACUGAGAUCCCCGGAGGACAAGGUGGCUGCGGUGGUGCUAUCGACGUGCACGGCAACAUCACAGGCAUUCUUCGAUACGACGCCAGCAGCACUGCGCUACCAACAUCAUCUAGGAACGACUAUCCGUCCGACUGCCAUGAUGAGCCGAAAGAAUUACUGCGUCCCGUUCUUCCUUGGACUAUUGACCCGCACCCGCAAAAUGACGUGCAUAAUAAUACAUAUGAAGCUGGAAUUUCUGAGGUCAGAUUCCACAACGCGUUCCGCUGGGAUCUGACCGACACUCCUAUGUGGCUGGAUUUCUCUAACCCCACGAUACUGAAUCUAGAGAACACAACAUGGAAUCCAGAAUACGCCGUCAUCGACUACAACUUUGACCGCGGCUUUGUAUAUCUCGUCAUUACCGCUAAUCUAACGCGACUGGGCGAAAACAAAACCGAGAUCCCUGCCGGCCAUCCCAUCCACAUGCACGGCCAUGAUUUCGCUGUACUGGCGCAGGAGAACCGCACGUAUGACGAGAGCCGCGACCCGAUCGAGACCUUCAAUCUGAACAACCCCCCUCGCCGCGAUGUCGUGUUCCUGCCUUCCAACGGCUUCGUCGCGUUGGCAUUCAAGCCGGAUAACCCGGGCAUCUGGCUGGUUCAUUGUCACAUCGCUUGGCAUGCUAGUUCCGGUCUCGCCUUGCAGAUUCUGGAACGGCAGCCGGACAUCCUUGACUCCAUUGGGACCCUGGAAGCUACGAACCGUACAUGUGACGGCUGGGACGCGUACGAGAAAGCUCACCCAAUCGACCAAGAUGACAGCGGUAUCUGA